Gastrolobium bilobum is the source of this 3198-nucleotide messenger RNA. Its product is annotated as histone-lysine N-methyltransferase family member SUVH9-like. The transcript has 2 exons. The record is from RefSeq and is a predicted model, not a curated record. Bases 145 to 2205 code for a protein of 686 amino acids. Gene Ontology annotation, molecular function: protein binding; histone methyltransferase activity; zinc ion binding. NCBI's taxonomy places the organism in Eukaryota, Viridiplantae, Streptophyta, Magnoliopsida, Fabales, Fabaceae. Gene Ontology annotation, cellular component: nucleus.
CCUUCGAAGUUCUCUUUUUUUGCUCCCCAUCCGAUGCCUCUAACUCCAAUGUAACCUCGCCCCCAUUUCUCUCUCUCAUAUCUCUGUGGUCUCUAGUCUAGGGGAGAAGAAACACAAAUCAAGUAAGAAGUUUCAUUAAUUUUAAUGGAUUCUCCGUUGUCAUUUCAAAUCCCCUCGAAUACCUUCCCUCACCAACCACCAGGCAUUCCGAUUUCCACACCCACUUCUGCAGCUGCUGGAGCUCCAACCCUAAACUUAUUGGUGCCUAAACCCGAGCCUUUUGACGAAUUCCUAGCGACAACACACGAGCCUCAGCCUCAGCCUCAGCCUCAACAACAAGAACCCGAUUUGUACUCCGAGUUUGAUCGGGUCUCCGAGCUCUUCCGGGUUGCCUUCGGCAAAACCUUGCAACAGCAGUUCGGAGUUGUCGAGGAUGUUGUUGUUCCUGCGGAACCAAUUUCGGACUUAAACCCGGACCCGAAUUCUGUUGACCCGGUUGUUCGGGACCCGAACUCGCAAGCAAUCGUUCCAAUGCAGCAGCUGGAAUCAUCUGCGGGGGCGGGGGCGGGGGCGGUGGCCAGGCGGAGGCAGAACCGGAGGAAAGAGCUGGUGAGGAUGAUAGAUCUGGGAAUGAAGGAUCAGAUGCAUUUCCGGGAGGAGGUGAGGAGGACGAGGAUGAUCUAUGACUCGCUGCGCGUUUUGGCGACUGUGGAGGACGAGAAGAGAGCGGCCGCAGCGCCUACUGAGCCAGAGGAUGACAAUGGCAACAGACGACGGCGCGUGCGGGUGCGAGGUGACCUGACAGCGGCAGCAGCCAUGAGGGAGCGUGGUUUGUGGCUGAACCGCGAUAAGCGGAUCGUUGGGGCAAUUCCUGGAGUGUGCGUUGGAGAUGUGUUCCUAUUUAGGAUGGAGUUGUGUGUGCUUGGUUUGCACGGUCAGAUACAGGCUGGCAUUGAUUAUCUUCCCAGUAGCAUGAGCUCCAAUGGGGAGCCAAUAGCUACUAGUGUGAUUGUCUCGGGUGGAUAUGAGGAUGAUAUGGAUAGUGGCGAGGUUAUAAUCUACACUGGUCAUGGAGGUCAGGAUAAGAAUUCUAACAGGCAAGUGGCGCACCAGAAAUUGGAGGGAGGAAACCUUGCAUUGGAAAGGAGUAUGAAUUAUGGGAUUGAGGUGCGUGUUAUUCGGGGGAUGAGGUAUGAGGGAAGUGCCUCCGCCGCAGGUAAGGUUUAUGUCUACGAUGGAUUAUAUAGGAUUGUUGAUUGCUGGUUUGAUGUGGGCAAAUCUGGUUUUGGAGUUUAUAAGUAUAAGCUUUGGAGAAUUGAUGGGCAAGCCAAAAUGGGUAGUGCUGUUCUUAGAAAUGCUAGUGAUAUUAGAAAAAGUGGACCGGAUUUCAAACCAAUUCAUUGUGUUUCUGUUGACCUUUCAAACAAGAAGGAGAAUGUUUCUGUUCGUCUUUUCAAUGACAUAGAUGACAAUGAGGAACCUCUUUGUUUUGAGUAUCUUCCAAGAACUACUUUUCCUCAGUUUGUGUUUCAUCAAAGUGGAAAAGCUACUGGUUGUGAUUGUGUAGAUGGUUGUGCUGAUGGCUGCUUUUGCUCUAUGAAAAAUGGAGGCGAGUUUCCUUAUAAUCAACAUGGCUUUCUUGUGAGAGGGAAGCCUUUGAUUUUUGAAUGUGGCCCUUUCUGCAGCUGUCCUCCUCAUUGUCGGAAUCGAGUUACACAAAAGGGACUGAAAAAUAGGUUGGAAGUGUUUAGGUCUAGGCAGACAGGGUGGGGAGUUAGGUCCUUGGACCUUAUUCAUGCUGGUGCUUUUAUUUGUGAGUAUACGGGGGUUGUUUUGACUAGGGAGCAAGCGCAAAUUUUGACAAUGAAUGGUGACUCAUUGGUAUAUCCUGAUCGGUUUUCAGAAAGAUGGGCAGAAUGGGGGGAUUUAUCUCAGAUAUACUCUAAUUAUGUGCGUCCAUCUUAUCCAUCAAUUCCUCCUUUAGAUUUUUUUCUGGAUGUGUCAACAAUGAGGAAUGUUGCUUGCUAUAUGAGCCAUAGUUCAACUCCAAAUGUGUUGGUUCAGUUUGUUCUGUAUGAUCACAACAAUUUGAUGUUCCCUCACCUUAUGCUGUUUGCAAUGGAGAACAUCCCUCCAAUGAGAGAGCUCAGCCUUGAUUAUGGGGUUGCUGAUGAGCAGACAGGCAAGCUCUCCAUAUGUAACUGAAUGGUUUUGCAAGGUCCAUUCACUUAUAAUAUGCUGAAGCCGAGUUUUGGGCAUGGUUAACUGAGACUUGCCAUGAUUUUCAGGUUUCAACCUCACCAAAUUUCUUGGAGCUGUGGAACUGCUUGCUAUAUAAACUCUUAUAUCCGGGUAUCCAAAAUCACUUAAUAGCUAUUAUAUUAUCCUGGUUUCUUGUUGGUUAGUUCAUAACAUUUUCAGUGUGGUGAUGAAGAUCAGGGAUUGGAGUUCCAUGUGUGCUUAAACUGUUAAACUUGAACACUUCUGUAAUUAUUCUCUAAUUUGCUGAUGUCAUGUUUGUCCAUUCAUACUCUUGGGCGAAGCAUUUGCAAGUCUUAUCACCAUGUUGUUUAAGCAAGUAGCUCGGAUGUAUUGACUUUUCCUUUGUAUAUAAUGUAAGUUACAAAUUGUACAGGGAUGAUAAUAUGGCCGGCAAUAAUUGAUAAAAUGCUGCAUUGUAGUUAAGUUUAGAAGCAAAUGAGUAGACAUCUGAAAAUCCAGAUCUUUCAAAGACUUCAGGUUUUUUGCCAAUCGAAUUUGCUGUAGAUAUAUAGUUCUGAUUUUUGUUUAUUUUUUUGUUGAUACUGACAGGUCACUUUUUGAUGCACUUAGAUGGCUUCAGGGACCCCUUGUAUAUUAAAUACCUUAUAUUAGCUUGAAGUGCGUUUAGCCGUUUAAACUGGAUUGGUUUGGGUUAUAGCCUCUUACGGCUCUUGUAAGAUGAUGCCUAAUUGCAUGAUUUGCUUAUGAAAAACUUACGAUGAAAUGAACAAAUUGAUUGUUCUAGAGGACACUAGUUUUUGCAGAACACCUCUAAACCUAUGAUGCAUUGGUUCUCCUAAUUAGUUGUCAUACCCAUACCGGGUACUUAUUCAGUACUGGUACUUGUAAGGUAGACAUGGUUACUUAAUACUCGUCCACUGGACUACAAAUCAGUCUGUGCAUAACACCAAGUUUUGUUGCUAAGUUGUAUAGUUU